GAACGCUCUUGGAAAUGUAGCUGUGACUCUGCCCCAAUGAAAAGAAAUCGGUCUGAAUUCUCGCGAUCAAUAGUUCUGGCCACCGUUUAAUCAAACACAAUUCAAGUUAAUACAAAGCGCUCUUUCCGCCAGCCAAUCUUAGCCUUUAAGAGGCGGGGGAUAUAGAGCAACAUGUGCAAGAUGAUCUCCCAAUACACUGACUGACAGAGAACGGAGAGCAGGAAACUUUUCAGAAAGCCCAGAUUAUCCCAAAGUGUUUUGCAUCUAAGAUGGCAUCGAUUAAACGGUUGACAACUCUUUUCCCUGUUUCCUGGGAGCAAACGCUUAUAUGUCUGAGCAGUUUGUUCGUUACACUCUUCAUUUUGCUGGUAGUUCGCCAGCUCGUAAAGCAGCGGAGACCCCGAGGGUUUCCCCCUGGACCGACACCUUUACCCAUGAUAGGGAAUAUUCUGUCCCUAGCCACAGAGCCUCACGUCUACAUGAAGAGGCAGAGUGAUAUCCACGGACAGAUUUUCAGUCUAGACCUGGGAGGAAUCUCGACUGUUAUUCUAAAUGGUUAUGAUGCCAUUAAAGAGUGCCUAUAUCACCAAAGUGAGGUUUUUGCAGAUCGUCCAUCCCUCCCUUUAUUUCAGAAGAUGACAAAAAUGGGAGGCCUUCUGAACUGCAAAUACGGCCGAGGCUGGUUUGAACACCACAAACUGGCUAUGAACUGCUUCCGCUACUUUGGCAGCGGUCAGCGGAUGUUUGGGAGGAUUUCUGAGGAGUGCCAGUUUUUUCUCGACGCCAUUGACCAGUAUCAGGGGAAGCCCUUUAACCCCAAACAUCUCGUGACCAAUGCCGUCUCCAACAUCACCAACCUCAUUAUCUUCGGGCAACGCUUCACCUAUGACGAUGGCGAUUUUCAACACAUGAUUGAGAUCUUCAGUGAAAAUGUGGAGCUGGCAGCCAGUGGUUGGGCUUUCAUGUACAACGCCUUCCCCUGGAUGGAGUAUGUGCCCUUCGGGAAGCACCAAAAGCUCUUCCGCAACGCCAACAAGGUCUACGACUUCCUACUGCAAAUCAUCAAGCGCUUCUCACAGGAUAGGGUACCCCAGUCGCCGCAACAUUACAUUGAUGCCUACUUGGACGAAAUGGAGCAGAGCACCACUGAUAAAGCUACAUCUUUCUCUCAAGAUAAUCUCAUUUUCUCCGUUGGAGAACUCAUCAUUGCGGGCACAGAGACUACCACAAAUUGCCUGCGCUGGGCUAUGCUCUACAUGGCUCUGUAUCCCAGGAUACAAGAGAAGGUCCAAAUGGAGAUCGAUUGCAUCCUGAAUGGCAGACCACCUGCUCUUGAAGACAAGCAGAGGAUGCCGUAUGUGGAGGCAGUGCUGCAUGAAGUCCUGCGCUUUUGCAAUGUCGUCCCACUGGGCAUCUUCCGCGCGACAUCUCAAGAUGCAGUGGUGCGUGGCUACACUAUCCCCAGGGGCACCAUGGUCAUCACUAACUUGUACUCGGUGCAUUUUGAUGAGAAGUACUGGAGUGACCCAUCCAUCUUCUGCCCAGAGCGGUUCCUUGACUGUAAUGGCAAAUUUGUCCGGCAUGAAGCGUUUCUUCCUUUCUCUAUAGGUAAGCGGCACUGUCUGGGAGAGCAGUUGGCCAGGCUAGAGAUGUUCUUGUUCUUCACCACGUUGCUCCAGAGGUUUCAUCUUCAGUUCCCCGAAGGCUUUAUUCCAAGCCUCUCCCCGAAACUAGGCAUGACCCUUCAGCCUCGGCCGUACUCCAUAUGUGCCAUCAGGAGACAGCAGUAAAACUUGCCCUGUGAGUUCUGGAACACAUGCACUCACCUCAGGGGAUCCUACUAAGAAACGCAAACGACAGAGCAGAGCAGUUCCCUGUCUUAAAUUCCACCAGGUUUUCGGUGGGGAAUACUGAACUCUGAUAUUGACUUGUUAAAUUCUCAGAACCUGUCCUUCAUAGUUUCACAGAACCCGGCCUGAGAGUGAUAAGAGGACUGUUACAGAACACAUGCUCUCAAAGAAAGCACAUAUGUGUUACCACAUGAGAACGUACACAAGGGUAUCAAGAUAAACGUAGCAUGUAUCUUUCAUAACUUGAACCAGUAAGUGUACUGUGUAGCAAACCGAACAUUGUGCUUGUCAAUAUGAGAAGAGCUAUUGUGUCAAUGAUUGACAGGGUUUACCUCUAUAACGGUUUGGAGGUCUGUCUUUUCCGGCAUUCCUUGUAUUCCACCAUUUCUGGAGUCGGGCAAGUGAGCAGAGAAAAGCUGUCCUUCCCAGAAAGUUUUGGAAAUGCUUCAUGACUCCCGUUGGUUUAAUGCCAUAUGUCAGUUCUGCAAUAAUGGCCCUGUCCCUAGUUUGUCUCAGUGGAAAGAGACUGUCGAGAAACUUGAGCUGCAAUAUUUCUAAGGAAAAAAAAUGGUGCUUUCGUGAAAAGCUGGACUCCAACAUACAUUUUAUAACUCACUUUUAACAAGUUUUUUUGCAUGUUAUAAUAAAAUCCAAAAGCCUGACCAAAAAAAA
Messenger RNA from Puntigrus tetrazona (Sumatra barb), 2522 nucleotides. Its product is annotated as vitamin D 25-hydroxylase-like. The transcript is spliced from 5 exons. NCBI's taxonomy places the organism in Eukaryota, Metazoa, Chordata, Actinopteri, Cypriniformes, Cyprinidae. Gene Ontology annotation, biological process: xenobiotic metabolic process. The record is from RefSeq and is a predicted model, not a curated record. The coding region runs from base 270 to 1790 and encodes 506 amino acids. Gene Ontology annotation, cellular component: cytoplasm; intracellular membrane-bounded organelle. Gene Ontology annotation, molecular function: oxidoreductase activity, acting on paired donors, with incorporation or reduction of molecular oxygen, reduced flavin or flavoprotein as one donor, and incorporation of one atom of oxygen; heme binding; iron ion binding.